ACUCGAGCUGAAGCAUAGAAACGACGGCGAUUCCAGUUAACCUUCUUUCCUCACCUCUCUCUUUUUCUCUCCCAUGGCGACUGAAGUGUUAGCAGUAUCCGAGCCCACCAGAAAGCAACCCCGACCGGGUCGGGGAGGGUUCGAAGCCCAUGGACUAUCCGAAGAAGAGGCCCGGGUCCGAGCAAUUGCCGAAAUUGUGAGCGCCAUGGUCGACCUCUCCCGGAAAGGCCAAAACGUCGACCUAAACGCGCUGAAGACUACCGCCUGCCGGAAGUACGGCCUCUCACGUGCGCCGAAGCUGGUCGAAAUGAUCGCGGCUCUGCCCGAGUCGGACCGGGAGGCUCUUCUCCCGAAGCUCCGUGCCAAGCCGGUUCGAACCGCCUCGGGGAUCGCCGUCGUGGCCGUGAUGUCGAAACCUCACCGCUGCCCCCACAUCGCCACCACCGGGAAUAUAUGCGUGUAUUGCCCAGGUGGGCCAGACUCGGACUUCGAGUACAGCACUCAGUCUUACACGGGCUACGAGCCCACUAGCAUGCGCGCAAUUCGGGCCAGAUACAAUCCAUAUGUCCAGGCUAGGGGCAGGAUAGAUCAACUGAAGCGACUGGGUCACAGUGUAGACAAGGUUGAGUUCAUCUUAAUGGGCGGUACAUUCAUGUCAUUGCCAGCAGAUUACCGUGAUUACUUUAUUAGAAAUCUGCAUGACGCGUUAUCAGGACACACUUCUGCCAAUGUUGAAGAGGCAGUUGCCUACUCUGAGCAUGGUGCUACAAAAUGUAUUGGAAUGACCAUUGAAACGAGGCCAGAUUAUUGCCUUGGACCUCACUUGAGACAAAUGCUUUCUUAUGGUUGUACAAGACUGGAGAUUGGAGUUCAAAGUACAUAUGAGGAUGUGGCUCGUGACACCAAUAGAGGUCAUACAGUAGCUGCAGUGGCUGAUUGUUUUUGCCUGGCAAAGGAUGCUGGUUUCAAGGUUGUUGCCCAUAUGAUGCCUGAUCUUCCAAAUGUAGGGGUUGAGAGAGACAUGGAGAGUUUUCGGGAGUUUUUUGAGAGCCCCUUGUUCAGAGCAGAUGGGCUUAAAAUUUAUCCAACACUUGUGAUCCGUGGAACUGGACUUUAUGAGCUUUGGAAAACUGGCAGGUAUAGAAAUUACCCACCUGAGCAACUUGUGGACAUUGUAGCAAGGAUCCUAGCCAUGGUUCCCCCUUGGACACGUGUGUAUAGAGUUCAGCGAGACAUUCCAAUGCCUCUAGUUACUUCCGGGGUUGAGAAAGGAAAUCUUCGGGAGUUGGCUUUAGCUCGGAUGGAAGACUUGGGCUUGAAGUGCCGUGAUGUUCGAACACGAGAGGCUGGAAUUCAGGACAUACAUCACAAAAUUAAGCCAGACCAAGUGGAGCUUGUUCGUCGUGAUUAUAUGGCAAAUGAAGGAUGGGAAACAUUUCUUUCAUAUGAAGAUACUCGCCAGGAUAUUCUGGUUGGGUUGCUGCGACUGAGAAAGUGUGGGCGGAAUACGUCUUGUCCCGAACUCAUGGGGAAGUGCUCUAUUGUUCGUGAACUCCAUGUUUAUGGAACUGCUGUCCCAGUUCAUGGGCGGGAUGCUGACAAGCUGCAACAUCAGGGCUAUGGGACACUUUUGAUGGAGGAGGCCGAGCGGAUUGCGAGCAGGGAGCAUAGAUCCACAAAGAUCGCUGUUAUUUCGGGCGUAGGAACUCGUCAUUACUAUAGGAAAUUAGGCUAUGAGCUUGAAGGGCCUUAUAUGGUGAAACACCUUGUAUGAGAAGAUCAUGACCAAUGUAAAACAAUUUUGUAACAUUAAUUUUAAGAGUUCGUAACUCCCAAUACGUAAUCAGUUUGUAUGGUUUGACCCAA
Molecule: messenger RNA, 1866 nt
Organism: Prunus dulcis (almond)
Lineage: Eukaryota; Viridiplantae; Streptophyta; Magnoliopsida; Rosales; Rosaceae
Product: elongator complex protein 3
Exons: 9
Coding region: 74-1774 (566 amino acids)
Biological process (GO): tRNA wobble base 5-methoxycarbonylmethyl-2-thiouridinylation
Cellular component (GO): elongator holoenzyme complex; nucleus; cytoplasm
Molecular function (GO): iron-sulfur cluster binding; acyltransferase activity, transferring groups other than amino-acyl groups
Source: RefSeq, a predicted model, not a curated record